AUGUGUCGAACAACCAAUCUCUUGCUCACCCUCAUCAGCAUAAGCAUAUUUCCAUUCUUCACAAAUGGCGCACUACAACCCCAGCAUCAGCAUGCCCAUGGCGGCGGCUGCAACCCUGACGAGAGGGCCACCUUGCUCUCCUUCAAAAAGGGCAUUACAAGCAACGACGCCAACAUCCUCACCUCGUGGCAGGGACAGGACUGCUGCCGGUGGAGAGGUGUCAGUUGCAGCAACCGAACAGGCCAUGUCAUCAAGCUUCAUCUUCGCAAUCCGAAUGUGGCACUCGACACUUAUGGCGAGUAUGAUGUAUGUGGUGGUGCCAGUGCUUUGUUCGGCGAGAUAAGUCCCUCUCUGCUUUCCUUGAAGCAUUUAGAGCACAUGGACCUCAGCAUGAACUGUUUACUAGGUACAAAUAGUCAAAUUCCUCAUUUGCUGGGCUCCAUGGGGAACUUGAGAUACCUUAACCUCUCUGGCAUACCAUUUACCGGUAGGGUGCCUCCUCAUCUUGGUAAUCUGUCUAAGUUACAGUAUCUUGACCUUGGCCAAGAUGGUGAUUAUUCUGAUAUGUACUCAACGGAUAUCACCUGGUUAACAAAGCUAGCUUUCCUAAAGUUCCUUGGCAUGAGUGGAGUAAAUCUCUCAGGGAUAGUUGACUGGCCUCAAACCCUGAAUAUGAUUCCACCUCUGAGGGUUAUUGAUCUUUCUUACUGUCUUCUUGAUAGUGCAAACCAAUCACUUGCGCACCUUAAUCUCACAAAACUUGAGAAGCUUGACCUGUCCUAUAAUGAUUUUGAGCACUCACUUGCAUCUGGCUGGUUUUGGAAAGCAACAAGCCUCAAGUACCUCGAUCUUGGGCAGAACUCACUAUUCGGCCAGUUCCCUGACAUGCUAGGAAACAUGACAUACCUUCAAGUCCUUGAUAUUUCGCAGAAUUGGAACGGGGACAUGAUGAUGACAGGAAACCUUAAGAAUCUUUGA
Aegilops tauschii subsp. strangulata is the source of this 978-nucleotide messenger RNA. The record is from RefSeq and is a predicted model, not a curated record. Lineage: Eukaryota; Viridiplantae; Streptophyta; Magnoliopsida; Poales; Poaceae.